Messenger RNA from Prorocentrum cordatum, 1437 nucleotides. The record is from the annotation of a GenBank genome assembly. NCBI's taxonomy places the organism in Eukaryota, Dinophyceae, Prorocentrales, Prorocentraceae.
CGACCUCGCGGCAGCCAGCCAAAGGGCGCCGGGGUGAGGCCCGGCGACAGGCAUGCGCACGCCGUGGCGGGGCCGCGGGCAGCUCGCAUGGGCGGCUGCGGCCGCCUCUCCCGGCACCGGCGCAGGCGUCGCCACUGGGAGGCCGCGCAGAAGAGGCGCCCGCGCCAGGGGCCCCUCGCGCGGCGCGGGGGCGAUGCUGAGGCGGACGAGAACGCCGCCUUCUUCGUGGACGUCGUUGGUGAGAGCCUGCAGCUGCCGCCCUCAAGCGCAGAGCGGGGACCGCUGGGGCGGAAGAAGAGGAAUCAGGGGACUCGCUGCGCCGGGGAAGCCCAGAGUGCUCCAGAAGAGACGGACGGCGCCAGGGUGGACGCCGAGCCUGCGCCGUCGGCCGGGUCCAGGGGGCACCCCGGCAGCUGCAAGGCAGCCUGCAGGUUCCACGCCAGCCGGGGCGGCUGCAGGGACGGCGUGAGGUGCCGCUUCUGCCACCUGUGUGUCGCCCCGCCCCGCGCUGCAGCCGACGCCAGCGGCACGGAGGGCGCUGCGGCCGGGGCCGCGGCUGCCUACGACCAGGAUGCGGGGCAGCUCCCACACCUGGCCCAGUACUUGAGCACGCAGUUCACCAAGGCACGCACGGGGGCGCUGUUGGCCGCGGAGUCGUCCCGCUUCUUCAGCGGGGACAGGGGCUCGAAGACAGCAACCCACACGGAUGACGGCAACCUCACCAAGUUGGGAGCAAAGCAGGUGUGCUUGAUAUGUCUGCAGGCGCACAAAUCUUGGGCUUGCCCACAGCGCCGCUGCUUCAUCUGCUUCGCCCUGGGCCAUGAUGUGAAACACUGCCCGAAGUUCAAGACAAAAUGUGAGAUCUGUGGCCGGAAAGGUCAUGAGGCCGCCGACUGUCUCUGGCAGGUGCAGGUGGACGCCGCCCGCUGGGAGAAUUGGCGGGGCGUGCGCUGCAUGCGCUGCCAGGCGCUGGGGCACGUGAUGUGCGGCCGCAGCCUGGACGCGCAGGGUGCUGGCGCUGUGGAGGAAGCGCCGCGCCUGGGCGCGGCAGAUCCGCUGCCUGCAGCCGAGGAAUCACCCUCUGGCGGCGCCGCCGGCUGCGGCGCCAGCGGCCGCGGCGCUACCGGCCGCGGCAGUGCCACCGUCUGCAUCGAUGCGGGCCCCUGCGCUGGCCGCAGCAAGGGCCAGCGGAAGCGCCGUGCCCAGGCAGAGCGCGCGCCGGAUUCGCGGCGGGCCGGCGGGGCGAGCGACGGGGAAGCCCGGAAGGCGGGGCUCCGUGCCGAGCUGCUCGCGCAGCUGGCCCGCCAGAGCGGGCGCAACGGCGCGGCUGGCGUGGCAGCUUCCGACAGAGACGGCUUCCCAUUGCGGCGGAGCUUGCAGGCCAAGGCCGCCGAGCGGAAGGCUCAGGCGCUGGCCGCCGCUAGCGUGAUGAGAUGA